AUGGCUAAUUUCAUGGCCGAAUUCUCUCAUAGACUGACUAUCACCACACGCGAAGAAGUCGAAAUGACGAAGUGGAAGCUUUACGUGGAUGGAGCGUCGAGCGAAAAUGGGUCAGGAGCCGGCGUCCUGUUGGUCAGCCCAGAAGGCCACAAGAUUACUUCGGCAGUACAAUUUAAAUUCAAUGCGUCGAAUAAUGAAGUAGAGUACGAGGCGUUGAUUGCAGGGCUGCAAUUGGCAAAUCACUUAAAAAUCAAGAGGCUCAGCAUCUUCAGGGACUCUCAACUAGUCGUUGGACAAGUAAAUGAGGAAUACCAAGCGCGCGGCAAAAAAAUGGGUACGUACUUGAGAAAGGUAAAGGAAGAACUCAUCAAGUUCAAAAGCUAUGAAAUACUUCAAAUACCACGAGCUGAGAACACCAACGCCGACGCCCUAGCGAAGCUAGCGUCUUCAAGGGAUUCCGACAUACUAGGGAUCGUUCCUAUCGAAUAA
This is a messenger RNA of Morus notabilis, 489 nucleotides long. Its product is annotated as putative hydrolase EbsB. Gene Ontology annotation, molecular function: RNA-DNA hybrid ribonuclease activity; nucleic acid binding. The transcript has a single exon. The record is from RefSeq and is a predicted model, not a curated record. Bases 1 to 489 code for a protein of 162 amino acids. Lineage: Eukaryota; Viridiplantae; Streptophyta; Magnoliopsida; Rosales; Moraceae.